Messenger RNA from Lindgomyces ingoldianus, 807 nucleotides. RefSeq lists its product as uncharacterized. Bases 1 to 807 code for a protein of 268 amino acids. The transcript has 11 exons. The record is from RefSeq and is a predicted model, not a curated record. Lineage: Eukaryota; Fungi; Ascomycota; Dothideomycetes; Pleosporales; Lindgomycetaceae.
AUGCUUGUGCUUUUGUUUGUGUUCGUGCCUGGGAUUGGGCGAGGAGUAGUUGAGAGAGUGCAUCCCUCCUUCAACAGCGCCGACAACCUCAUCUCGCCGUAUCUACUUCCGCCACUCCGACCUAUCUCCUGCAUCCUCCUCCUCGCAAUAUGGAGGUGGGGUGCCAUUCGGGAGCGGGAAGAGGGCCUCGAGGCUGGCAUGAGAGAGGAAUUUGAUCUGUAUGCAUUGUGGAGGGAUAUUAGUGGGCUUGGAGGAAGUCCGGGCUCUGGAGGCGGUGGGUUUGCUAGUAGGAUCGUUAGGAAAGAUAUUGGAAGACGACUAAAAGAUAAUAUGAUUGAAAUUAGACUAGACCUUACACGUUCAAGCUCAAAACAAUACAUGCGAAUCUCGAACUCAAACUCUGGGUCGGGAUCGGGUCUGCAUUGGAGGAGGAGCAGCUGGGAGUGGACUGGGAAGGGGGAUGCUCCCGACAUCUUGGUAAUGAUAAGGGAGGCACCGCCAAAUGGAGAAUUUUCUGAGAAGUCUACGCAGAUCAGGUAUAGCUUCUCGUUUCCAGAUCGGCUCUCCCUCUCUAUUCGGUAUCCAAUGUCCGCCGCUCCAACCGCAAACCAAGUAACACUUACAGAAUACGACCUCAUCACUCCGGCGAAGAAGAGACACAAUUUAGCUCGAGUAUCAAAACACACCAAUUCACUUCAAUAUCAACACGAAACUCACGAAAUCAAGAUCACCGCCAGUGUCCCUCCUACAGGCCCGGUGUAUCUGAAUGGUACUAAGAAGGGUUUUCCGGGUGUGGUGUUUACAUGA